GUAUCGCCAGGAGAUCAGUCAGGUGAGUGAAGAUACUGUGGAUUUGUUUCUUUUGAUCUCGUCCUGCUUUGCCCUUCUCGAGGAGUCGCUGGCACACGGCAGCUAGCGACCUCAAAACUGGAAGUCCAGCAGAGGGAAACAAGGAUUUGACACCUGCCUCCUGGAGUUGACCACGGCCCGUCUCGACACGCAAACCCUCACGCUUGGAUGCUCGACUGGCCUACACGACAGCCUCUGCUCUUUCCAAAUAUGAGCGCUGCCUGUCUUCUCAAGGUGGCACCUGCCAUCCACUAUAUCUAGCGUAUGGCUAGACAUCAUCUUCACCUCCAUCACUGGUAUCAAGAAAGCAACUUCGACAUCACUCUACUCGGCCAAAGAGAGACAUCUAUGCCAAUGAGGAGCAGGGAGGAGCAAUCGUUUGUGAGAUGGAGAUCUCACUUCGACCGAGGUGGAGGCGGCUGCCCCAUGAGCCAACUCGUCGGAUGUCUAGAAAUGACUCUCGGCAUAUUUGAACAAUGCACCGAACCGCUCGCCGACAAUAGCAGCGACACCGAGUCUGAGACUAUGACGAAGAAACCGAAAUACCCCAGGCGCUCUAGAGCAAAGGCGGCGGUCGCUGCGCGUGUUCAGCGCCAGAGCAUGGAGCUAUUUCAAUCCGCCUUCGACCAAGUUCGUGGCAUCGUGGUCAACUCCGGCUUCAAGUCCAUCCUUGAUCUCCCGUAUGGAGAAGAGAAGAAGGAGAGGGUCACGCGUCCAGCGCCAAACAAGCCUGCUUUUGUUUUGCCUCAGCGUUUGAAUAACCAGGGGCCGUAUGGCUGGUCAGACCGUCUUACUAAUGUUGCGCGCAAGAUGAUGUACGUCUCUGGCGAGACCGCCGAACCGUCGAUUGAGACGACUAGCAUGAUUGAGGACAUUGUGCGCCAGCAAGUUAUUGAGCUGCUUCGAAACUGCACUGAGCUUGCAGCUCGCCGCGGCGCCCGAGCCAUCACGAUUAAUGACCUGAUCUUCCAAAUUCGCCACGAUCAAGCUAAAGUUUCUCGUCUGCGUACGUUCCUGUCAUGGAAAGAUGUCCGGAAGAACGUUAAGGAUUCCGACGAUAAGGGAGGUGAAGCGGACCUGGGAGCCGGUGAAGAUCCCAGCGGUGGUGUGGUCCCUGGUGGCCCGGUUGACGACGCGACCAAGAAGAACAAAAAGGCCAAGGUCGGCCUGCCCUGGGAACCGUCCUCGUUCUACAGCCAGGAAGUCCCUGAGCGUGACGACGAGGAGGAUGAAGAAGAGGAAGAGAUGAACUUCAUUACCCUUCAACGUCUUCGCAAGGCCGACGAGCGCACAAAAGCCAUGACGAAGGAGGAGUAUGUGACAUGGUCCGAAUACCGUCAAGCUUCGUUCACGUACCGCAAGGGCAAAAGAUUUAGAGAAUGGGCUGGAUUUGGUAUUGUCACAGACAGCAAACCUUCUGACGAUAUCGUUGAUAUCUUGGGUUUCUUGACCUUCGAGAUGGUUCAGACCCUGACUGAGCACGCGCUCAAGGUCAAGGAGCAAGAGGAUCUAUUCAAGGCACAGAGUGGCGGUGAAAAUGCGGGAUCAAAGAAGCGCAAGGUGGCCACCGGCCUGUUCGACCCGCCGAGCGAGGGAAGAAGUCCCAUUGAGCCUCGUCACGUUCAGGAAGCCUUCAGGCGCCUUCAGCAGCGACCCAAGAAAACCCGAGCCAUGCUCAACGGAACCAGGCUUCCACAGCAUACCGCGCUCAAUAUUACGAAGCUCAAGGUCCAGCUCAAGCUGGCCAUCGCACGGCUGCGCAUGGUCCAGCAGCGCGAUGACUCCAUGGGCAAGACACAAAGACGCGCGAUGGCGCAGCUCCUCGAGGUGGGCAAAAUCGACUCUGCGCGCAUUCGCGUCGAGAACAUCAUCCGAUCCGACAUCACGACCGAGCUACACGAGAUACUAGAGCUGUACUGCGAGCUACUGAUCGCCCGCGCGGGGCUCCUUGAGGGUUCAGUCUGUGAUCCGGGGCUGGAGGAGGCGGUCAAGAGCAUCAUCUACGCCGCGCCGAAGACGGAGAUCAAGGAGCUGCAGGUGGUGCGAACGCUAUUGGCGGAGAAGUACGGCAAGGAGUUUGUUCUCGCGGCGAUGGAUAACUCAGAUGGCAAGGUGUCGGAUAAGGUCGUCAAGAAGCUGAGCGUCACGCCGCCGCGGGAAGAGCUCGUACAAGGGUACUUGGAGGAAAUUGCCAAGGCGUACAACGUGGACUGGCCGAAGCGACCUCUGGCAGACGAGCCGCCGGACCUGCUGGACGAUGACGACGACGAUAGCCCAAGUGGUGGGAUUGGUGUGAGGAUACCAGAGGGUCCAUUGGGAAAUAGCUCCAAAGUGGCCAAGGAACAGGAGGAGCUGAGCAAGGCGACACCGCCGAGGACGAUUGGAGGUCCCAGUAGCCCUUUGACUGUCACACCGCCGAGGAUGACAACAGAUAACGUCCAUCCCAAAGUUACGCUCAACUCACUGGAGCUGAAGCCUAACAAAAAGAUGGACGCAGCGGCACAGAAGAAGCCAGCUGGAAAGGGGCCAGGAGGCAACGUACCCGACAUUACGGAGCUGGAGAGGAGAUUUCAAGCUUUGAAGCGAUGA
Colletotrichum scovillei is the source of this 2628-nucleotide messenger RNA. RefSeq names its product spt3. Bases 304 to 2628 code for a protein of 774 amino acids. The record is from RefSeq and is a predicted model, not a curated record. Gene Ontology annotation, cellular component: SAGA complex. Gene Ontology annotation, molecular function: transcription coregulator activity; protein heterodimerization activity. Lineage: Eukaryota; Fungi; Ascomycota; Sordariomycetes; Glomerellales; Glomerellaceae. Gene Ontology annotation, biological process: protein transport; transcription by RNA polymerase II. The transcript is spliced from 3 exons.